Messenger RNA from Pteronotus mesoamericanus, 1014 nucleotides. It is a transcript of the gene CEBPG, whose product is annotated as CCAAT enhancer binding protein gamma. The transcript is spliced from 2 exons. Gene Ontology annotation, biological process: DNA-templated transcription; regulation of transcription by RNA polymerase II. Lineage: Eukaryota; Metazoa; Chordata; Mammalia; Chiroptera; Mormoopidae. Gene Ontology annotation, molecular function: DNA-binding transcription factor activity, RNA polymerase II-specific; RNA polymerase II cis-regulatory region sequence-specific DNA binding. The record is from RefSeq and is a predicted model, not a curated record. Bases 282 to 731 code for a protein of 149 amino acids.
AGCGCGCGCUGCCCAGGCGAGGAGGGGAAGCCGGUGGCUGGCGAACAGGCGGAGGCUGCCGGUUUCGUAACCGUCGCUCCUCCUAGCUGACUCGCGAUCUGCGGGGACUGGGCCGGGUCGGGUCGGGCCGCUCUGUGGCCCCGCUCGAAGUGGAGGCCGCCUGGGGGCGGGCGGGCUGGAGGUGCAGGUACAUGUGAAGAUUUCUUGGCAGUGUAGAGUGGAAACCAUUGAUCACCUUGCCCUCAUUUCUGCCUAUUCUGUUGGCAAGAGAGAGUGCCCAAAUGAGCAAGAUAUCACAGCAGAACAGUACUCCAGGAGUGAACGGAAUAAGUGUUAUUCAUACUCCGGCUCAUGCCAGCGGCGUACAGCAGGUUCCUCAGCUGGUGCCCGCUGGACCCGGGGGAGGAGGUAAGGCUGUACCUCCAAGCAAACAAAGCAAAAAGAGUUCACCCAUGGAUCGAAACAGUGAUGAGUAUCGUCAGCGCAGAGAGAGGAACAACAUGGCUGUGAAAAAGAGCCGGUUGAAAAGCAAGCAGAAAGCACAGGAUACAUUGCAGAGAGUGAAUCAGCUCAAAGAAGAGAAUGAACGGUUGGAAGCAAAAAUUAAAUUGCUGACUAAGGAAUUAAGUGUACUGAAAGAUUUGUUCCUUGAGCAUGCGCACAACCUUGCAGACAAUGUGCAACCCAGCAGCGCUGAAAAUAUGACAAAUUCUGACAGUGCAGGACAGUAGGCUGCACUCUUUCCAAACUCCACAACUUGUGGCUUGAACAUUAAAGGUGUGACAAUCGAUAUCACUCAUAUCAAUGAUUGAACACUGUCUUGUUCCAUUAUUCAAAGAUCCAUUGAAAGUUGUUUUCUAGGAUCAGCACUGAAGAGUUGAUUAGCCAAAAAUGUUAGCCAUGUCAUUCAAAUUUCUGGUUUUAAGUGAUACUGGGAUAAAGAAACAUUUUUAAGGUAUAUGGUAAAAAGUCCCAGACCUGAAUGUUCUUAAUAAAUCCUUACUUCUCAAGAAA